Messenger RNA from Bursaphelenchus xylophilus (pine wood nematode), 524 nucleotides. The record is from the annotation of a GenBank genome assembly. Lineage: Eukaryota; Metazoa; Nematoda; Chromadorea; Rhabditida; Aphelenchoididae.
AUGUCUCCAAAAAUGUGGGUUUAGGCGUUUGAAGAUGGGAUUUUUUGGAUUUUUUUGGGUGAUUUUACAUUUAGAGAUUUUUAAGAAACUAGGCAUUUACUAAGGUUGCAACUUGCUAAGGCUUCUGCUCUAUUUAAAGCUCGCUCUAUAAGGAAAUCACAGGGACGUAAACAAAGAAAUUUGAUGACUUAUUGGAAUGAGAAAACAAUGUCUUUUCCAGCUUUUUCUCCGUUCUCUUAUUGGCCGUCCUCGCCAUCAGCUCUAACGCUCAAUGUGGAUCGGCCUACGGUGGAUACUACCCAUCCUACAGUAGCUAUGGCUAUGGGUAUUAUCCCUCAUACAGCUAUGGAACGUGAGUACUCAAGCCUUGGACAACUUGAUUGCAAUAACCGAUCAGUUAAUAGCGAUAUUUCAGCGGUUACUCCAACUAUGGCUACUACGGAAAACGGGAAGCCGGAUUUGCCCCUCAGGCCCCGCAGGGACGUCAGGCAAGGCAUGCUUUGAAACCAGAAGCCAACCAGUAG